Linum trigynum is the source of this 2304-nucleotide messenger RNA. NCBI's taxonomy places the organism in Eukaryota, Viridiplantae, Streptophyta, Magnoliopsida, Malpighiales, Linaceae. The record is from the annotation of a GenBank genome assembly.
AUAGAAAUGAGGGGAAAAAAUAAAGGAAGUAUAUAUGAGAACGGAAUCCCAACAAAUUAACAAGCGGAAGGCAAGAACGCCAGCAAAGACCAAACCUUGGAGCUUCCUUCCUUCCAACUAUGCCACGCUUCAUUGAACAAAACGUUUUACUUCUUCUACCUCCUCCUCUGUUCCACAUAAUAAAUUAUUAAUUAAAAUCCCCACUUUCUCCAUUUUCGAUUCUCUCUAUAACCAAACCCAAAAAACCGAUCGAAAGGAACCAAAGGAUCCUUGUCACAGCCGCCCCCUUUUCUCCUUAAGAGGAUGUGACAGAGAGGGUGACUGAGAGUUUUAGAGAGAGAACCACUUUCCCCAUUAUUGUAUUGUUUUCCAUCUCAAUUAAACUCUAUCCGGUUGUUCUUUCUGGUGGAUUAGGUUCCAUUAAAGAGCUACCAAACUCUGUUUUCCCCUCCCCCUCUCUUGCUCUCCUUCCUCCUCCUCCUCAAAAGCUUCUCAUAAACCUCGGGAAGCAAGAAGGAAAAUCCAAAACUCAAAAGGGUUCAUAGAUAGUUUGAUGAUGGAGAUGAUGUAUUUGCAGUUGGGAAGGUCUUCUUACCAGGAUUCCCUCAAAGUCCUAGAGGCUGAUAUCCAGCAUGCUAAUUCCUUGGCUGCUGAAAUCCCUAGGGGGAAAGGUGGUUCCCAUCUUCAGAUGAAACUAGUCUACAACCAGUGGGCUCCCCUUUUCUUGUACUUGCUUCAGACAUUAGAAAGCUCUUGCAUUUAUCUACUCCCUAGAUACCUUAAUCUCUUCCAUGUCCUUGUAUAUAAGGUGAAUGAUGACGGUAGACCGCGAAUAACGACUCAUGGAAGGAAAGCAACCAUAAAGGAGUUCUAUGGUGUUAUCUUGCCUUCCCUUCAGAGGCUGCACAGCAGCUUGGAUGAAAUGGAACUGGAAGGCUUUUCGACCAUUGAUAGUUUGAGAAUAAAAAAUGUGGAUGCAGAUCAUCACGAUAAGCUUAUCAGCAUCGAUUUGGAAAGGGAAGAUGAAUGUGGCAUCUGCUUGGAGCCUUGCACCAAGAUGGUGUUGCCUAAUUGUUGCCACGCAAUGUGCAUCAAAUGCUACCAGAAUUGGAACACAAGGUCAGAGUCAUGUCCAUUCUGCCGAGGCAGCUUGAAGAGAGUGAACUCGGAAGACCUAUGGGUGCUCACUUGCAAGAACGACGUGGUCGAUACAAAACAGAUUACAAGGGAAGACCUCUUAAGGUUCCACCUCUACAUCAACAGCCUGCCGAAGGAUUAUCCAGACGCUCUCUUCUUAGUGUACUACGAGUAUCUAUUCUGAAUUCGGGAAUUGGAACCAGCGAGAGUGAUCCAGUGGUGUGUAGAGAGGGAUAGCCAAUGCCGACCAAGAUCAAGUGUAAAUAGUGUGGUAAGUGCAGCUAGCCAUGUCUCUCUCCCAACAUUCUUCGGGAGCAGGCCAUCAUCAUUUGGAAAAACAGCUCUAUUGCGUCGUUUCAUGAGUUUCGUAUCAAGAUCCUGCAUUUGGGGAAGGCGAACUAUGCUCCGAAGAUCGGAGCAUGAUUUGCUGGUUCCUGCAAGAACCAAAUGCGGUACAAAGAAUACCAUAAUCUUCUGUAUUAUGUAAGGUGUUGAGGAUGAGAACUGCCCAGAACUGCGUUGUGGCUUUUGUUUCUCACUUGUAAUCGCGAAAAAAUUUAAUUCCUGAUUCCCUGAUCAUUGGCCUUCAUUUGGCAUCUUACAAUAAGGAAAAAGUACGAGUCUUUGGAGUUGGGAUUUUGUUCUGACUACUAGUGUUUUUCCCUGUGGUGGCUGCGGAUUUGUAAUGGUCCAAUGUCCAUAAUCUCCAUAUGUUUGGUACAUAAGCUGAGUUGUGAUGUUGAUGAAAUCCAUUGCAGUAAUGAUGCCAAAUUGGGUAGGAAUGACUCCAUUGCAUUACUAACUGAUGAGAGAAAUUUUAGGAUGUGCUGUAAGCCAGUAAUGCAGUGGAAGAAGUAUCAAUCAAUCGUUUGGUAUCCUUAUCUGUGAAACAACUAGUCCAUUCUAUAGGGUGAGCAAGGGAAUCGAUUCCGAUUUACCAAUGUUAAUAGUGUUCUUUGCACCUUAAGUUUGUCAUUUCUUCCCUUAAAUCGGUUUACGAUUAGAUGGUUGCUCUCGAGAAGAAGACUCGCGAUCAGACGACCUCAACACCAGCUGAGCUCGGGAAGGCCAUCCAGGAGGCUGCCAUGGAAGGGGACGAACUGACAAAGAAUGACGAAGAACACAAGCUACAAGGGGAGAGCCUCUGAAUGAAUUCGACUCAAUAAA